AUGGCACAGUACACGCACGACUCAGUUCCGCAUCGCAUGAAGCCCAGCUCCUCGCCGUCCAUGUCGUCGCAAUCCGCCCUCGCAUCCACAAAUGCUACCGACGAUACGGCGACAAACGCAAGCGACUAUGGCACUUCAGACACAGACAGCACGCUCUCUGAAUCCAGCGAAGAGCCCAGCAGCGACGAGAGCUCGAGCGAAGACGAAGAUGAAGAUGACGACGGCGAAGAUACAGAAAUGGAGCUAGACGAAGCAAAAGGCGCAGACGGCGUUGUCAACCUUCGCGCAAACAGAGGCACAAAACCCAUCAUGAAGCUGACAAAGGCCGAAAUGGGACCAGAUAUUAGAGGGUUUCUCAAGGACUUUUUGCCGCGCCUCAAGGCCGCCAAUGAAGAGCUUGAGGCACAGAAGCGGGCGGGUACGUUAAGGAGAUUGGAUGCUGAGGACCAGGAAGAAGGCGAGCCGUACAUUGAAAUGGAUCUCGGACUCGGUGUAUUGGAAGAGAAAGAUCCAAACGCAGCAGAGAGCGACGCAGAAAGCACGAGCGACGCCGAAGACGAAGACGGCAACAAAGAAAAGGAUGUCUUGGGGAAACUACUGGGGCGACGAGAAAAACCUGAUCCGGCCAAAAUUGAAGUUCUUCCAAACACGACCGGCUCAUGA
Bipolaris oryzae ATCC 44560 is the source of this 663-nucleotide messenger RNA. RefSeq lists its product as uncharacterized. The transcript has 2 exons. The coding region runs from base 1 to 663 and encodes 220 amino acids. Gene Ontology annotation, biological process: box C/D snoRNP assembly. Lineage: Eukaryota; Fungi; Ascomycota; Dothideomycetes; Pleosporales; Pleosporaceae. The record is from RefSeq and is a predicted model, not a curated record.